AUGUUGGAUAGUAAAAAAGCAUUGCUGGACAAUAGAUUUACGAAGUUCGAGGAAAAUGCUGUCCAAGUGGCGGUGGCUGCUGGACAGGAAACGAUUGUUUCAGAGUUGUUGGCACGAGAAGCAAAUCCAGAAUUUCUGAAAGAAAAAAACAAUUACGGUGAAACGACGCUUACUCUCGCUGUUGCAAGAGGGAAUAUGCCUAUUGUCGAGAUGUUAAUGAACAAAUACGAGGAUUUAGUGGAAGUAACGAAUGCUCAAGGACAGUUACCUGUUGUUGUGGCUGCUCUCCACGACCACGAGGAAAUAGUUCGUUAUCUUUAUGACUGCACUCUUGUUGAAAACUUAUUUGAAGAACAUAAAAAAGAUCAAAGUUUGAGUACAGGCAAAAAAGUUAAAAAAGUUCUUCUAGAUCUAAAGGAAGAGAGCAACCAGGCUAAAGAGAAACAUCCAAUUAAUUAUGAUCAGUUGUAUCAAGAUAAUUUCGAGGUCCUUGGAGUCUCCAUCAACACUAAACUCCAUGGUUAUGAGCAAAACUACAACUUCAAGCUCGAGAGUAAAGAUUUGAAACCAGUUUCAAGUAUCCUUGAUGAUGAUGAAGGAACUUCCAAUGGGUAUUUAAGCAAGCAUAAUGGGUUUAUGCUUUUCAAAGCAUGCAUCACGGCUGGAAUCUAUGAUAUUGCUUUGGAGGUUUUCAAGCUAGGUCCAGAUCAAUGCAUUGAAGGAAUGAAGAAGGAGAAAGGUUUGCAGGUAAAAAGGCCUGAAACAAGACUUUUAGCAAACGUACUUCCCGAUCGCGAUGGCAACACCCUCCUUCAUCAAGCUGCAAAGUUAUCACCAUCCCCUCAACUUAGCCAAUUUCUUGGUCCAACUCUACAGAUGCAGAGAGAGCUACAACGAUUUAAGGAAGUGGAGAAGAUGGCACCUAAGUGCAAAGGAUUACUAAACUAUAAGAACCAAACUCCAAAAGAUUUAUUUGAUAAGCAACACAAUGACCUUAAGAAUCAAGGACGAGACUGGUUGAAGGAAAUAGCAACAUCUUGUUCAUUAGUGGCAACCCUGAUUGUGACUAUAAUCUAUGAUAUUCUUGGGGAUUCAUACAUCGCUUUUCAGAGAAGAAGAUUUCCUAAUCAAGUUGCCGCUGGCUUUGAUGUUCGGCCGUUUCACUCUUUUCCUCUCCAUUGCAACGAUGUUGGUAGCUUUCGGUACUGCCCUAGUCAUAAUGUUACGCGAGCGCUUUGUGUGGAUCUCUAUACCACUGCUUAUGCUAGGAAGUAUUCCAGUCAGCAUUUAUGCAAUACUGCAUGUUCGGAUCUUCUUUCACGUUCUCCGUUUGACCUUCCGAAGCCCAACACAUUGAGAAACUAUACAUCAGAGUAUGCUGAAGAAGAAAAAACAAAAUGA
This is a messenger RNA of Diospyros lotus (date-plum), 1401 nucleotides long. RefSeq lists its product as uncharacterized. Bases 1 to 1401 code for a protein of 466 amino acids. The record is from RefSeq and is a predicted model, not a curated record. Lineage: Eukaryota; Viridiplantae; Streptophyta; Magnoliopsida; Ericales; Ebenaceae. Gene Ontology annotation, molecular function: protein binding. The transcript has 5 exons.